CAGAGCUUAGAGGAAGUCAUGGCAGAUAAAGAAGUCGCUCCCGCCGCCCCGGCCCCGGCCAAAGCACCGAAGAAGAAGGUUUCCAAACCCAAACCGGCUGGUCCCAGCGCCAAAGACCUCAUCAUUGCUGCUGUGUCCGCAUCCAAGGAGCGGGGCGGCACGUCUCUGGCCGCCAUCAAGAAGGCUCUGGCUGCCGGCGGAUACGAUGUGGACAAGAACAAGGUCCGCGUCAAGACCGCCGUCAAGGGCCUGGUCGCUAACGGGACUCUGACCCAGACUAAAGGGACCGGGGCCUCCGGAUCCUUCAAGCUCGCCAAGAAGGCCGCCGAGCCCAAGGCCAAGAAGCCCGCAGCUAAGAAACCUGCAGCUAAACCUAAGAAGCCCGCAGCCAAGAAACCUGCAGCGGCCAAGAAGCCCAAGGCAUCGGCAACAAAGAAGCCAGCAGCCGCAAAGAAGUCUCCCAAGAAGGCCAAGAAACCCGCAGCGGCCAAGAAAGCCACCAAGAGCCCCAAGAAGGCCACCAAGCCCGCCAAGAAGGCUACACCCAAAAAGGCUGCUGCAGCCAAGAAAGCCCCCGCAAAGAAAGCUGCUGCCAAGCCCAAAGCCAAGAAAGCAGCACCCAAGAAGAAGUGAGCGCCACAUCACUCUCAUCACCAAAGGCUCUUUUAAGA
Molecule: messenger RNA, 671 nt
Organism: Centropristis striata (black sea bass)
Lineage: Eukaryota; Metazoa; Chordata; Actinopteri; Perciformes; Serranidae
Product: histone H1-like
Exons: 1
Coding region: 19-633 (204 amino acids)
Biological process (GO): nucleosome assembly
Cellular component (GO): nucleosome
Molecular function (GO): DNA binding; structural constituent of chromatin
Source: RefSeq, a predicted model, not a curated record